CAAUUAUUCUACGGUGUUGCCAUUUACCGUCAUAUUUGUUCUAUAUUUAUCCUUGUAUGUGAAUAGGAAAAUGAGUAAUUUUUAAUAAGGAGGAUAAAUCAGUAAGCUUUUCAGAAGAAAAAUGGCAAACGGAAGACUGCAAGAAGAUAUCAACAAUAUACCUUUAGCUGACGACGAUCCUCAAGUAAUCAUCACUGAUGAGCCAGAUGGCAAUUCCAUAUCUGAAUGUAACUCGUCAAGUAUGAUACGUGGCCGUAGUAUGGAUUCCAUUCAGUCCACCUUUACAAACGGCAGUUCUAGUCCACACCAUCACAGUUUGGAACCCGACACUAGCCUCGACGAGCAGGAGGAAAAGGCUCGGUUAAUAUCUCAGGUACUCGAGCUUCAGAACACUUUAGACGACCUGUCUCAGCGUGUCGACAGUGUCAAAGAAGAAAACUUGAAGUUACGAUCAGAAAAUCAGGUAUUGGGGCAGUAUAUCGAAAACCUAAUGUCCGCCUCUAGUGUUUUUCAAUCGACAUCUCCGAAAAUAAAGAAGAAGUAAUGAAAAUGUUGUCGCGCUAUAUGCUUUCAAAGUAUAAUUGCCUUGUCGUAUUCUUGCACAAUUCUCUAAUGUAAUGUUUAUUUACCUCUUGUUAAACGACAGAUUUUUAGAUAUAAAUCUUUUAUAAAAAUCAAUUAAGUACCUUGUUACCUAUUGAGACACUUUAAAUGAUUUCUAGCUAGCCCUUUGACCCGUACUUAUCUAAGAACAAAUUGUCUUAAAGGGUUUAUGAUUACUAGUUUAUAAUAGAUUGUUUAUUGCAGUGAUUAUUUAUGUUUAAAAAAUGUGGCUGUGAGGCAAAUAAUGCAUCAUUUUGUUACGGUAUAGAUUCUAGUCAUAAUCUACGAACAGGCGCCGGUAUAGAGUAUUGGACACAUUGCCUUACGAUUAGGCCUUUUGCCCACAUCCACACCUCAGCAACAAAUCGUUCCAUUGCCAUAAACAAUCUGCCCUGUAGACUGUGCAACAUAAAAUAGUCUUUACUUAUAAGUUCACUAAUGUCACAUUCCGCCACCUUUCUUUAAAAUCGCCUUGCAUGUGAACCUUUAAGAUUAUGUAAUUAUAAAUUAAAGAAUGUGGCCUAGGCUUUUAGAAGUGUGGUGUAUUAAAGACUUUGUUAUAUAUGCCAUAAACACAGUCUAGUUGUAACAGAAUCAACCUUUGCUCGGCUAUAUUUGAUGUAAGUUGCAAUGUAGGUUAUCGAUAUUAGUAUUACAAAUGAUAUAUGGGUAUUUCCAAACAUGUAUUUCGGAAAACACGAUUGUGUU
Molecule: messenger RNA, 1311 nt
Organism: Photinus pyralis (common eastern firefly)
Lineage: Eukaryota; Metazoa; Arthropoda; Insecta; Coleoptera; Lampyridae
Product: short coiled-coil protein homolog
Exons: 2
Coding region: 122-544 (140 amino acids)
Cellular component (GO): trans-Golgi network
Source: RefSeq, a predicted model, not a curated record